This is a messenger RNA of Exophiala aquamarina CBS 119918, 432 nucleotides long. RefSeq lists its product as uncharacterized. The record is from RefSeq and is a predicted model, not a curated record. The coding region runs from base 1 to 432 and encodes 143 amino acids. Gene Ontology annotation, cellular component: membrane. The transcript has a single exon. NCBI's taxonomy places the organism in Eukaryota, Fungi, Ascomycota, Eurotiomycetes, Chaetothyriales, Herpotrichiellaceae.
AUGAGGUUCCGCAGUGGUUUCAGAUUCUCUGACCCUGAGGCUCCAAAGGCUUCGUCCACGACCUCAUUCUCUCGUCCUAGGAUCCUUCUCUUUUUGUUGAACUUCAUCAAAUGGUCCAGUGCCUGCAUUGUCAUGGCUAUUGCUUCCGAUUUCAUUCACAACUAUAAGAGGGAUGGCCAUACGACUUUCCAAGAGAUCAUCGCUUGCACCAGCAUUGGUUUCUUCUUGCCAACGAUGCCGCUGGCGUUUUACAGACGCUUCACGGUCCACCUGAUCGUCUUGGACUAUAUCUACUCCCACCUCUGGGUGACAGCGUUCAUCUUCGCAGCCGAAGACUAUAACAAGAGUUCAUGCUCAAAGCACUCACCCGGCGGUCUUCACUCAUGUACGUUGAAAUACGCGCUUGAGUCGUGGUGCAUCAUUGCUGUGUAA